Molecule: messenger RNA, 3706 nt
Organism: Salvelinus namaycush (lake trout)
Lineage: Eukaryota; Metazoa; Chordata; Actinopteri; Salmoniformes; Salmonidae
Product: proteoglycan 4-like
Exons: 8
Coding region: 304-3024 (906 amino acids)
Biological process (GO): binding of sperm to zona pellucida; prevention of polyspermy
Cellular component (GO): egg coat
Molecular function (GO): acrosin binding; structural constituent of egg coat
Source: RefSeq, a predicted model, not a curated record
AUUCUGCACUGAAGCAGGUUUUUGUUUCCUUGUUGCGAUCUAUUUUUGCAACUUGUAUUGUACUCUUAUUUUCACAAACUACUAGGGGUUAUUUCUGGAUAAGUCCAGUGACUCUAGUCUAGCAAAUACGGUGCUGACCAUUUCAUUGCACAGGGUUGGAAAGGGAUUCAUUUUGAAUACAGGAGGCAGUUUCUAGCAUUCUAUCAUACUCAGGUAUAAAUCUGUAUUAGAUAGUAUAGGUUGUAUAGGCAAUAUUGCACAUACCUGUAUUAUUGAAGAUAGCUUAUAUCUUAUUGAGCAGGUAUGGCAGUGAGGUGGUGUUCCUUUGGGUUUGUGUUGUUGGUAGUGUUUGCAUGUUGUGCUGAUGCACAGCCUAACUUGAGGUUUCCUUCAAACAACAACCCCCAACCCCAAAUUACAACCUCUACGCCUAGGCAGCCCCAGUGGCCAGAGCCCCAGAGGCCACAGCUGCUGACUCCCCAGAGACCAGAGCCCCAGGGGCCACAGCUACAGACUCUCCAGAGACCAGAGCCCCAGAGGCCACAGCUGCAGACUCCCCAGAUGCCACAGCUGCAGACUCCUCAGAGACCAGAGCCCCAGAGGCCACAGCUGCAGACUCCUCAGAGACCAGAGCCCCAGAGGCCACAGCUGCAGACUCCUCAGAGACCAGAACCCCAGAGGCCACAGCUGCAGACUCCUCAGAGACCAGAGCCCCAGAGGCCACAGCAGCAGACUCCCCAGAGACAAGAGUCCCAGGGGCCACAGCAGCAGGCUCCCCAGAGGCCAAAUCAGCAGACAUCCCAGAGACCAGAGCCCCAGGGGCCACAGCUACAGACUCCCCUGAGACCAGAGCCCCAGAGACCACAGCUGCAGACUCCCCAGAGGCCAGAGCCCCAGUGGACACAGCUACAGAUUCCCCAUAGGCCAGAGCUCCAGUGGCCACAGCAGCAGACUCCUCAGAGGCCAGUGAUCCAGGGGCCACAGCUGCAGACUCCGCAGAGGCCAGAGCACCAGUGGCCACAGCAACAGACUCCCCAGAGACCAGCGCUCCAGUGGCCACAGCAGCAGACUCCUCAGAGCCCAGUGAUCCAGUGGCCACAGCUGCAGACUCCCCGGAGGCCAGAACCCCAGAGGCCACAGCCACAGACUCCCCAGAGACCAGAGCCCCAGAGACCACAGCAGCAGACUCCCCAGAGACCAGAGCCCCAGAGACCACAGCAGCAGACUCCCCAGAGACCAGAGCCCCAGAGACCACAGCAACAGACUCCCCAUAGGCCAGAGCUCCAGUGGCCACAGCAGCAGACUCCGCAGAGGCCAGAUCCCCAGUGGCCACAGCAACAGACUCCCCAGAGACCAGCGCUCCAGUGGCCACAGCAGCAGACUCCUCAGAGCCCAGUGAUCCAGUGGCCACAGCUGCAGACUCCCCAGAGGCCAGAACCCCAGAGGCCACAGUUACAGACUCCCCAAAGGCCAGAGCCCCAGUGGCCACAGCUGCAGACUCCCCAGAGGCAAGAGCCACAUGGGCCACAGCAACAGACUCCCCAUAGGCCAGAGCUCCAGUGGCCACAGCAGCAGACUCCUCAGAGGCCAGUGAUCCAGGGGCCACAGCUGCAGACUCUACAGAGGCCAGAUCCCCAGUGGCCACAGCUGCAGACUCCCCAGAGGCCAGAACCCCAGAGGCCACAGUUACAGACUCCCCAAAGGCCAGAGCCCCAGUGGCCACAGCAGCAGACUCCCCAGAGGCAAGAGCCACAUGGGCCACAGCAACAGACUCCCCAUAGGCCAGCGCUCCAGUGGCCACAGCAGCAGACUCCUCAGAGGCCAGUGAUCCAGGGGGCACAGCUGCAGACUCCUCAGAGUCCAGAACCCCAGAGGCCACAGCUGCAGACUCCCCAGCGGCCAGAGUCCCAGUGGCCAGCAGCAACCACAACUCCAGAUCAGAGAUGUCAAGUACAGGUUCGGGAUACAGUGCAAUGUGGAACCCCAGAUAUUACUCCAUCUCAAUGUCAGGCUAUCGACUGCUGCUUCAAUGGACAGCAGUGCUACUAUGGGAAGGCAGUGACUGUGCAGUGUACCAAGGAUGCUCAGUUUGUGGUGGUGGUGGCCAGGGAUGCCACUUGGCCCAAAAUAGACAUUGAUUCCAUCAGUCUGUUGGGGGGAAAUGACAGCCCAUGCAGUCCUGUUGCCAUCACUUCAGCCUUCGCCAUAUACCAGUUCCCUGUCACUGCCUGUGGCACCACUCUAAAGGAGGAGAGUGGUUAUGUGGUUUAUGAGAACAGGAUGGCAUCUUCCUAUAACGUGGGGAUGGGACCUCGAGGCUCUAUCACCAGGGACAGCCAUUUUGAGCUGCUGUUCCAGUGUAAGUACUCUGCCACUGCAGUACAGGCUCUGGUUAUUGAGGUGAACACUGUUCCUGCACCCGCUUCUGUUGCUGCUCCGGGACCCCUCAGAGUGGAACUCAGACUGGCCAAAGGAACAUGCAACACCAAGGGAUGUAAUGACGAGUCGAGAUCCUUCACAUUGUAUUACACUGAGGAAGACUACCCUAUCACUAAAGUCUUGAGGCAGCCUGUGAACGUUGAGGUUCGCAUCCUGGAGAGGAAGGAUCCCAACCUGUUCCUGAUGCUGGAGCACUGCUGGACCACCUCUGCCCCCAGCCCUGUCAGCAUGCCCCAGUGGGAUCUCAUCAUUGAAGAUUGUUCCUACCCGAAUGAUAAUUACCUGACCACCAUGGUUCCUGUGGAACAUUCCUCUGGCCUUCUGUACCCCAACCACUACAAACGCUUUACCCUCGAGAUGUUCACCUUUGUGGAUCACACUCUGUCUCCCCAGAAAGAGCGGAUUUUCAUCCACUGUAGUACAUCUGUGUGUUACCCUACUCCAGAGGUUUCCUGUGAACCGAAAUGCAACAGGCAAAGGAGAGAUGUUGCUGCUGCUCAGAGGAAGACUACACAGACUGCUGUGGUCUCCAGUGGAGAAGUGGUCCUGGUUGACAAAAAGCCUGUCUACCCUUCAGACCACUAAUUCAACCAGUUGCAGUUUGUAAUGGGGUAUGAAAUAAUGUACUCCGUACUUCCAUACCUGUUACAGCAGAGGAAUUGAAAAGCGUUUUUCUUGGCGAUACUUUCUUUGUUCUUGAUUUGUAAGAAACUUGUCUCUUAUAAACGUCCGUGUCCAGUUGCCGGUGGUACUCCAAAAAACGGAGAAUAUUCAGAAAGAUAUUAAAUCCACUUUUUGCACCAAGUGAGGAGUUGCCUCCUGAUUUUAGCUGCCAGACAUCUUGCAUUUCCCAACAUCUUUGCAGAAACUAGUCGUUUCUAUGCGACGUCGCCACGGCUGACAGCAUGUCACACAGUGCGACCAAAACAAAGAUCUAUACACGUGCAAGAGGCGUUUCUCAAUCUAUGCAAAACGUGGAUGUAAUAUUUUUCAGAAUAUUCUCUGUUUUUUUUAGUUCCACUUGCAACUAGACACAGAAGUGUGCUACCCUACUCCAGGGGUCUCCUUAAUACACUGGAACCUUUCGAACCAAUAACAAAGAAAGUAUCACCAAGUAAAGGUUUGUUGAAAAUAUCCCGAUUACAGCAAGACAACAGCUUAUGCAUGACCUCAGACACAAACUUCAACUCUACAUGGUUAUAAUACAACAUGAGCUCCUGAUUUUGCUACGUAUUUAUUGUUUCUAAUAAACAGUUGUACCACAAAG